Drosophila persimilis is the source of this 1322-nucleotide messenger RNA. RefSeq names its product transmembrane emp24 domain-containing protein 3 (gene p24-1). Gene Ontology annotation, biological process: Golgi organization; endoplasmic reticulum to Golgi vesicle-mediated transport; intracellular protein transport. Gene Ontology annotation, cellular component: endoplasmic reticulum-Golgi intermediate compartment; COPII-coated ER to Golgi transport vesicle; endoplasmic reticulum. The transcript is spliced from 2 exons. NCBI's taxonomy places the organism in Eukaryota, Metazoa, Arthropoda, Insecta, Diptera, Drosophilidae. The coding region runs from base 284 to 949 and encodes 221 amino acids. The record is from RefSeq and is a predicted model, not a curated record.
CUUAUUUUUUUAGCAUUUAACAAUUGGCAAACAAACGACGUAAGUAGCAGAAAAUCAUUCGGUGGGAAAAACUAGCAGUUGCUGUCUCCCGCUUACGGCAAGCAAGCGCCAACGAACCCCAUCAAUAUUCACGAGAAGUACGGACCUGACCCCGCCAGCUGCUUCGUGGCAGCGGACGAGAACUGUGCCCAACCCGAGAAUACUGACGCAUAGCAGCGUUAACGCUUAGACUACGUUUAGUUCCAGCCAGCGGCAUACCAAAUAGCAGCAAACAGCAGCCAGUAUGAUGGGCAGUACGAGAUACACACAGACCGCCGACAAGUUGGUGCUGGCCUUGCUCGCCGCCGCCGCCCUUCUGCAGUGUGCUGCCGGGGUGGAGUUCACCUUCGAUUUGGCCGACAAUGCGGAGGACUGCUUCUACGAGGAGAUCAAGCGCAAUACCAGCGCCUAUUUCGAAUUCCAGGUGUCGGCCGGCGGGCAGCUGGAUGUGGAUGUCCAUCUGAAGGAUCCACAGGGCAAAGUCAUUUACAAGCUGGAGCGUGCCACCUUCGAUAGUCACCAGUUUGUGGCCGAGACAACGGGCGUAUACACGGCCUGCUUUGGCAACCAGUUCUCAGCCUUUUCACACAAAAUCGUCUACGUGGACUUCCAGGUGGGCGACGAACCAGCCCUACCCGGCGUCGAUGAGCAUGCCACGGUCCUCACCCAGAUGGAGACCUCGUCGCAGGCGAUACACAAGGGACUCAACGACAUACUCGAUGCGCAGACGCAUCAUCGAUUGCGCGAGGCGCAGGGCCGCAAGCGAGCCGAGGAUCUCAACCAGCGCGUCAUGGUCUGGUCAUCUCUGGAGACGGCGGCCGUUGUCCUGAUCGGCAUCACCCAGAUUAUGGUGCUGCGCAACUUCUUUACGGACCGCAAGCCCAGCCAGGCGCACUACGGCCGCCUGUAAGAGACGGGCCUCCAUCAAAAGACGGGGCGCACGGCGAGCGCCGGCACGGUCAACGCCUAGCCAGGAGCGAGGAGGAGUGUGAGCUGAGGGCUGUGAGUGCAUCAUCCAAGAGUGCAUCAUAAAAUAACCAUUUCUCUCAAUUUAAAUUCUUGCGAUAAGUGCUCUCGUUGCCUUGGCGCCUUAUCCACAAAUGUAUCCAUUAUCCAUUCCUUUUGGGCCUUUCUUCUGCUUUUGCGUGGUGCAGCCCUGCCCCCCGUUCACCGUACACUGAAUCGCAACGACAUGUAAUAGUUUUUGUUGUUUGUCCCCCACCCGGAAACAGAAUGUUUUUUUUUAAAUAUAUGCAAUCCACAAUUCGAUAGCAAAAAGAGGA